Scleropages formosus (Asian bonytongue) is the source of this 3864-nucleotide messenger RNA. RefSeq names its product phosphoglycolate phosphatase (gene pgp). The transcript is spliced from 2 exons. The coding region runs from base 287 to 1207 and encodes 306 amino acids. Gene Ontology annotation, cellular component: cytoplasm. The record is from RefSeq and is a predicted model, not a curated record. NCBI's taxonomy places the organism in Eukaryota, Metazoa, Chordata, Actinopteri, Osteoglossiformes, Osteoglossidae. Gene Ontology annotation, molecular function: sn-glycerol 3-phosphatase activity.
UGAAGUCUCGCGCUGUCUCUAGGUGCCGGGAGCGCGAGAGAGAGGAAAGUGGCCACGCGGAGGAGCUGAAGUGCGGAAACGCGGCGGGCGCGAGAGCGUGGAAGGUCACCGGGGGCACGUGGCGCAACGGCUCACCUGCGUCCGCGGUAACGGUCCAGCCUUUUCCCCCCGCUUAUCCCGAGCAGACCUCGCUUGUGUUGUUGCUCUCCGCUCCACGCUGUGUGUAUGGGUGCCACUUGCCUUGGCGACAGUGAGUGACGGAGCCCUCGCGAGCUGCACGCGCACGAUGGCGGUGUCCAAGUGCCGCAGGCUGAGCGGCGGCGCGCUCCGCGAGCUGCUCGACUCCGUGGAAAGCGUCCUCUUCGACUGCGACGGGGUGAUAUGGCGCGGCGACCAGGCCAUCCCCGGCGCCGCGGAUGUGGUGAACCGGCUCAAGAAGCAUGGCAAGCGGGUGUUCUUCCUCACCAACAACAGCACCAAGACGAGGGGCAUGUACGCGGACAAGCUGCGGCGCCUGGGCUUCGACGCGGCCGAGGACGACGUGUUCGGCACGGCCUUCUGCUCCGCCGCCUUCCUCAAGUCCGAGGCGAAGCUGGAGGGCAAGGUGUACCUGAUCGGCAGCGCGGCCAUGCAGCAGGAGCUGCGCAGCGUGGGCAUCGAGCAGGUGGGCGUGGGGCCCGACCCGGUGUCCGGCGCGCAGGCGGACUGGGCCGGCGUGCCGCUCGACCCCGAGGUCAGGGCUGUGCUCGUGGGCUUCGACGAGCACUUCAGCUACAUGAAGCUGAACAAGGCGCUGCAGUACCUGAGGAACCCCGACUGCCUGUUCGUGGGCACCAACACCGACACUCGGCUGCCGUUGGAGGACGGCAAGGCCAUCCCAGGGACCGGCUGCCUACUGAAGGCGGUUGAAACCGCAGCCCAGCGCCAGGCUGUCGUCGUGGGGAAGCCCAGCAAGUUCAUGUUCGAGUGCGUGGCCGGACGGUACGGUCUGGACCCGGCUAAAACGCUCAUGGUGGGCGACCGGCUGGACACGGACAUUCUGCUGGGCUCCAACUGCGGCCUGAAGACCCUGCUCACCCUGACGGGGGUGUCCACGGUGGCGGACGCGGAGGCCCAUCAGCGGAGCGGCUGCGACGUGCGCCUCGGCAUGGUGCCCGACUACUUCGUGGAGAGCGUCGCCGAGCUCCUGCCGGCGCUGCAGGGGUAGAUUCUUCAAAGCGCGUUUGACCUUCCCUCUUCACCCCUGCUGCUCAGUCCUCACGUUUCACCGCCGUAAAAACAAACGUGCACCGAAAGCAAAAAGAAAAAACAAAAAUUGUACCGUGCGCUCCUCCUGAGACCCAGCUAAUUCGUGCCGUUCUGCUCUAGAGGACAUAUUAAGUGUCCUCAAUCCCAACUGCACACCCUACAGUCCUCAUGUACCUUAUAGAUGACCAUUUAUGUUUUUACGCCUACGUGUUUUGGAGUGGGGUUUGGAGAGCUGCUUAGAAAUACAUCCAAAAAUGUGUCUCAGGAGGAUAUAUAUGUAUUAUAUAAUAUAUUUAGUUAUGCCAUGAUGUAUAUCUCUCGGAAUAUAUAUUAGGCAUGCAUCUCCACUGAACUUCUUGUAUGAACACAUUUACAGUUUCUCAGCAAUAUUUAAGUGUUUUACACAAAGUGACAAGGUUAACAAGGAGUAAUGUAAGUAGAAGAGGGUGGAGGGAGGCUGAUCAAAGUCUGCCUUUCUUUCCUCGUGGAACCCGAUGUUCCGACUCGCAGGGACACGUCGACUUUGUUGCGUAAAUUCUUCCGAACAUCUCCAAGUCGGCCGUGCAGGUGUCGAGAAACGGUGCUGCGGAAAAAAAAAAUGUCGACGUCAAAGUGCUUCUGAUACACAGAGAGUACCUCAUUGUAUGGUGAAAGAGCUUUGAAAGCUUACAGGGCUGAAACUUGGGUAGGUGUGUGUGUUUUUGAAAUGAUUCAGGUAUUAUACAUUUUCAGUGUUGACUAAUUCUGUUGCACUCAACAAAAAGGUGAAUUUAUUUUAAUAGUUUUGAUCUAUUUAUUUUGCCUCCGAUUUAUUGACUUCUGGAUGAAAUGUAACUUCUUUCCGUUGUCUAUUGAGAACUUGUAUUGAUCUUAGUUACAAAUAGAUUUUUAUGCAAGCUAUAAAUAAAGAGGAGACUGAAGUGUAACUGUUAAAAUCUGCAACUUUCCACACAGUUCUGGACAUUUCAGGCUGGUAGUUUCCACACGUUAUUCAGAAAGUAUAGGUGGUCCCAGAUUUACGGUGGUUUGACUUACUGUUUCUUUCGACUUUACGCUGGCGAUAGACAUUCAGUAGAAAUGGUAUUUUGAAUUUUGACUCCCUGCCCAGCAGCGAUCCGCAUCUCCUAGUCUGUCAUGCGGUGGUGUAUGUUAGAUGUACUAAGUGCAUUUUCGACUUACGAUGGGUUUCGCAGAACGUAACCCCAUCGUAAAUCGGGGACCACCUGUACAUUCAACAACCAUGUAAACACCCCUUAGCCUAUCAUUUGAAUUUGACUUUGAAAUCCAGCUUUAAAAAAAAAACUUAAUUUUAUGACUGCACAGUUAGAAAGGGAUGGGGUAAUAAUGUGCGGAAUAGAAUUGUGUAGAAUCCGACAAAAUAUGCGAAGUGGAAUUUUGGAAAGUUGUUUUUGAAAGUGCUGUCCUACCCUCUCUUCACAAAGAAACUGAAGGGUUUAAAUGCUUUGCCUGUUUUUGUCAAUACCCACGGGGCCACUGGGUAAAACUUGGGAAUGCCAGGUACGAGAGCCUCAAACUCCAGACGAGAAAUGUUGCACGUCAGCACUACAUCCAGCCUCUCUCACUACUGACGGUAACACGUUCUGCGAACAAAGCCCUGCGCAUUUGUGACAGUCAUUGUAACAUUUGAAUUUUGGAGGUCAAAGCUGGGCAGUUUACUUUAUUUUUAAUAUAGUGGUUUUUAAGAUAUACCCCGCCCCCCCCGAGAAUACAUGAUCUCAAACACAGCGUUUUGCACACAUUUUGUUUACUUUUAAGUGAUUAACUAAUAGGGAUCAGUUUUUGCAAAAUGUGGACUGGUAACUGGUUGGAUGUUCUUGCCCAACGUCUAAGCCAAAUGGUUCAGACCAGUUCGCAAAAAUAAUUUUGAAAUGAAGAGUUGAAACACUUACGAUAUUGCUUAAUUUCAGACCUCUUCUGUACCAACAUCCUGUUUCUGUGUCCUGUUUAAGCUUGUUUAUACCAUUGCAAAAAUACUACUGUCCUUAAGAGUUGUGUAACAUCCUUUCAUACUUUUUAAUAUUGGAAAUCAUAAAAAUAGUUUUUCUAAAAAUAGGUACAUGCUGUAUGACAUACUGUAGGAAUUGUACUGUGCUUUAGACCGCUGAUAUCAGUAUGACUAUAAUCAGUUUCACAAAGCUCUACUUAAUUCUGAUUUCUUCAAGGCAAAGCUGAACACUUAAAAUGUACCCUUUGAACUUAAUACUGAAAAUCAAUGCCAGUGCCUGGAAAAGUGACAGGGUAAUGUUCAUAGGUACGUAUGCAUUAUGCUUAUUUACAUCAAACUGCAUUUCCUGAAAACAGUAACUUUCCUGAACUCUUUGAGUCAUUUAUUAAAAUGCAAGGAAAUUCUACGAGUUAAUACCUAUCUUUUGUUUACUAUCUAGUCUUUUACCUUUCGUUGAAUGUUUGUCGUGAAAUCAAUAACCUCAUAUUAAAUAUUUUAUGAUCUGAAAGGCAUAACACAAUCAGAAAUGGUAUCGCACUCAUUGAUCUUUGUUGUAAUUCCAGCGUGGUGCUGAUAUUUAAGUACUUGCCGGUGUAAAUGGCAGACGGUCAACCGAGAAUCUCAGCAAAUGCAAUAAAAACAGAAAAACA